AAUUUAUACAUAUAUAUUUUCAUGUGCAAUUAAAACCAAAACGCUCUUACACCUCUCCGAUUCAUUCAAUCAUGGGCUCCGACGAUGAAGAUCAUCAUCAUCUCCGGAAGUUCGGAACCCGCCACAAGAUUAUGGUCUCUGCUAUUUUCAGUCUUUUCAUCGUCGUUAUUGUCAUUCUUUUCCUCCAUUUUUACCUCCGAUAUCUCCAAAGGCGCCGAAGACAGUCCAGAUUAAUCAGUCUCGAACAGCAGAUUUCACGAGCCGAACGCCAAAUUCACACCGCAUCGGCUACGGCGGCGAUGCCGCCUAAGGCGGGGCUAGACCCUGUUCUUAUAGCCAGAGUUCUGCCGGAAUCAAUCUUCAUGCAAGCUGAUCAUCGGGGCGAAGUCGUAGAGUGCUCGAUUUGCUUGAGCAACAUCGAAGAGAAAGCCACAGUUAGGAUUCUCCCAAAUUGCAAGCAUAUAUUCCACGUGGAGUGUAUCGAUAUGUGGCUUUUUUCAAAUACAACCUGCCCUGUCUGCCGGACGGCGGUGGAGCCAAUAGUUAUAGCGGCUACAGAGCAUGGGGAGGUUCCGACGGCUCCGCCGUUGGUGGAGGAGCACUCGGGGUCUAGGUUUAGUUCGUUUAGAAGGACACUGAGCAGAGAGCGGUCUCAGACAGUUCAUGCGACGGCUCCGCCGUUGACGGAGGAGCAACAGAGCUCUCGACUGAGCUCUUUUAGAAGAAUGAUGAGUAGAGACAGAGAGAGAUCGUUUAGGGUUCACAGUUGUGGAGAAGCAUCAGUUCGAUCUGGAGACUUAGAGAGGCAAUGAUUUUAAUUUUUCUAUCUACUUUUCUUCAAUUGCUUUCUAAUUUAUCUGCCGUGUGUACAUAUAAAUUUUAUCAAAAAUCAUCAGUGGCUCUGUUUUUUGUUUUUGGUUAUUUCAAUAUGGUUUUGGAGAUUUAAAUAAUUAUAUAACAUAGGUUUGAUCAUUACAAACAAUUUCAAUA
Messenger RNA from Cucumis sativus (cucumber), 990 nucleotides. Its product is annotated as E3 ubiquitin-protein ligase ATL41. The transcript has a single exon. Bases 72 to 812 code for a protein of 246 amino acids. The record is from RefSeq and is a predicted model, not a curated record. Gene Ontology annotation, biological process: protein ubiquitination. NCBI's taxonomy places the organism in Eukaryota, Viridiplantae, Streptophyta, Magnoliopsida, Cucurbitales, Cucurbitaceae.